Messenger RNA from Meriones unguiculatus (Mongolian gerbil), 3370 nucleotides. It is a transcript of the gene Snai3, whose product is annotated as snail family transcriptional repressor 3. The transcript is spliced from 3 exons. Lineage: Eukaryota; Metazoa; Chordata; Mammalia; Rodentia; Muridae. Bases 80 to 931 code for a protein of 283 amino acids. Gene Ontology annotation, molecular function: RNA polymerase II cis-regulatory region sequence-specific DNA binding; DNA-binding transcription factor activity, RNA polymerase II-specific. Gene Ontology annotation, biological process: regulation of DNA-templated transcription. The record is from RefSeq and is a predicted model, not a curated record.
UGCCCGCGGGCACCGCGCGGACUCUACAGUCGGUAUCCCGCUGCAGGCUCUAGACCCUGCCGCCUCUCGGGAGGAGGCCAUGCCGCGCUCCUUCCUGGUGAAAACGCACUCCAGUCACAGGGUCCCCAACUACGGGAAACUGGAAACACAGAGAGAAGCUAAUGGCUCCUGCUCUGCCUGUGAGGACCUGGUGGGAUCCUGCCAUCUGCCAGCCAAGGAGGCCCAUUCCACUCCCACUGACCCUCUACUGCCCCGGGACAGCACCUCUGCCAUCGCCUGCAUCUCCCUACCUCUUCAGCUGCGUCAUGGGGCCUCUGGGCCAGAAGCGCAGGAAACCAGCUGGGUGGGCCCUCGGGCUGGCCAGGACCCCAGUGUGCCCCUCAAAGACAGCUUCAAUCUGCCCCCGCUGUUGGCGCUGCCCACACGGUGGCCCCCAAUCCUGGGCCCAGAUGGAGCUCUAGGUGAACAUCUAAGGGCUGAGGGAACAUCCCGAGUCCCAGGUAGCUUUGAGUGUGUCCACUGCCACAGGCCCUAUCACACACUGGCCGGCCUGGCCAGGCACCAGCAGCUGCACUGCCACCUGCCGACUGGGCGUGCCUUCACCUGCAGGUACUGUGACAAGGAGUAUGCCAGCCUGGGUGCCCUCAAGAUGCAUAUCCGCACCCACACGCUGCCCUGCAUCUGCAAGGUGUGUGGCAAGGCCUUCUCCAGGCCCUGGCUGCUCCAGGGCCACAUCCGCACCCAUACAGGGGAGAAGCCCUACACUUGUCCUCACUGCAGCAGGGCUUUUGCUGACCGCUCCAACCUGCGUGCUCAUCUGCAGACUCAUGCUGGUACCAAGAAGUACCGCUGUGCUGUCUGCUCCAAGGCCUUCUCCCGCAUGUCUCUCUUGGCGCGGCAUGAGGAAGCUGGCUGCUGUCCUGGCCCCUAAGAAGCACAGCAGGGUGAAGGGGCCAAGUCUGACAAGUCUCAGUGCUCCUAUGUCAUCUAGGACAAUCAGAGGAGGCAGGGACAAGCCCACUGAUGCCUGUGUCCUGCCAGAGCCCAGUAGAGCCUUUAGGCACCUUUCCACAAGGCCUCUGUUCAGAGGAGACUUAUCACCACAAGGCUCACCAAAAUAAGAACCAAUGGUUGCAUUUUCAGCUUGGCCUGUCUGCUGGACCUAUUCCAAAAAGGAGAGACUGUUGGGAAAUGGCUAACAUUGGACAAACCCCACCCCAGCACCUGGGUACCUCUGUGUGCGAUUUAAAAUGCCCACUUUCACUUGAGGGGGUACAAUGUGUGGAUACCCUUGAAAGGCACAGCUACCUCUCAGCCUGCCUCACUGGCCUUUACCUUAGGGUUGGAGUCGCAUUUUCUCCUGCCCCUUGUGUCCACACAUAUGUGUACAUGUGAUCACACAUAUGCCCUGGCUCCUCCCCUUCAGAUGAGGCAGGGCCAGGGAGGAUUGGGCUGAAGCCGUGUCCCACCUCAUCUGUCCUCAGCCAGCGCUGUCAUCCUGCUGGCCUCAGUGGCUGGUUAACAGCUCAGGAGAGCAGCUGUGGCGUAAUAAAGAGCCCCCAUACUCACGACUCCUGUCUCAAGCUUUGAGAUCUUGAGUCUUUACCAAGCCCCUGGAUCUGUGGAGGAGGCAGAGUUCUCCAAGGGCAGCAGGAUUCCAGAUAACCUGGACCCUUCUGGGCACCAAGCAGGCAGGAGACCGAGUGAGGGCAUUUCUGAGCCCCAUGAGCAGGUGAGCCUGGGGCUUCACUGGAAGAAAUGAAACCUAGGAGAGAAGCUGCAUGACGUGCUUGGAGGAGUGGUGAUGAGGGCACCACUAGCGCCAGGAAUUAGGGCCCAUGAGGAUUUUUGGACAGGACCAAAGCUGAGAACUGGUAGGGUGGCUAAGGCAGCUGAAUAGUAUCCCAAGCCCAGGAGAGAGCAGGAUUUGGUUCUUCUAAUAGAUCUGACUGACUCUAGUUGGCAUUUGGACAGAGAAAGGAGACCCACAGAGUCCACCAGGGAGAAUUCUUGACACAUUUUUAGGUACGAAUCUAUCGGCCACUCCACUUCUGGUGUAGAAGGAGGGCUGUGAGUCAGCCACAUUUGUCCAGGCCCAGUAGCAAAGGUUCCCAGCUUCUGAACUUCUGGGAGCUGGCUAACCCUCCAGCCAGCUGGUGGAGGUUCUUUUGUGGGAAAGCAAACACCCAGGAGAGCCCAUGGGCCAGGUACCUUAGCCUCUGGUUUUUCAGCUGCUUCAGGCUAGACUUGGUAGUAGGUAUCUAGCUGUGGUUUGCUUCUGUGAUGCCAGCCCUCUAAACGGCCUUAGGGAUCUCUCAGAGGAAGCUUGACCUAUUGGUUUGGACAAACUCAGUGUACAGCCCACACUGGCCUUGAGCUCACAGCAGUCUUCCUACCUCAGCCUCCUCAGUUCCAGGAUAUAGGCACGAGCACCAUACCUGGCUUAGAAGCUUGACCUUGAGCUUCGGCUUCAAGACCAGGAGGAAGGACUGCAAAUGCAAAAACACCACACCCCACUCCUUCGAGGUGCCGACUGCACCACACCUAUAGAGGGACGUGCUUUUGAGACAGACACAUUCAUGUUCUCCAACCAAGACCACUGCCUCCCUACACGGGAGGUAGGAAGUGAGCUUGAGGGUACCCUCUGCAUGGAAAUGAACCCACAAAAAGUCCCAAUUCAAGGUGACCUUCAAGUCAGGGGGUGGAUGUGGUCCUUGGUUUGUAGGAUUUCCUCCAUUUCCUCCUCAGCCAUCACAUUGGGUUCCUGUGGGUCUCUCCAGAGUGACCUCAUCUUAGCAGCCGAAAAGAUGCACUUCUAAGGUCACCUCCUAAGGUUCUUCUAUGGGUGAGGAUUUUGACAUGGAAUUGCGGUAGGGAACUACUGUCCAGCCCAAACAUCCAAGAACACGUGGUUUGCGAAGUCACCCUCCCUGGUCCUCACUCUUAGAACAAGGCAAGGGGGUCUGACGAUCUCUUCUUGAAACCUAUACAGGAUAUAGUCAGUUAUCUGAAAGAGUGUCAAAGGUUGUGGGCAAGAAACCCCUUCUCUCCCCUCCCCCACCUCUUCAUCCCUGUCAAAGCAAAGGAAGGAGUCUUGUCCCUAAAUGUCUGGUCCUUCUGCAAGCAGGUCAAGAUUGCCCAGGCAGAGGGGCCCUUAGAACCCCAACCAACAUGAGCCUGGGUUUCUCACAGGAAUGUUCUUUUAAAAUAGCAUCCAGAUGCCCAGAGGAAGCUAUAUUGUAGAUUGUGUUCUAUUUCUGGUUCCUCGUGUCUAAAUGGGGCUGCCGCACCUGUCGAGUAUGAAGCAGGGAAUCUCACAGCCCAAAAUAAAGUGGAAUGUUUCCCCCCUUUGGUUCCAGCCCAUGGAAAA